CUGCCAAAAGUCCCAAACAAAGAAGAACAUCGGAUAGUUGUUUUCUGAGCGCACGUUUCCCACCGGAAGAUAAUUUAUGUUGCACGAGCGGCGUCAGUAAGAAGACACAAUGGAUGAAGAACCAGAGAGAACCAAGCGCUGGGAAGGGGGCUAUGAGAGAACAUGGGAGGUUCUAAAGGAGGACGAAUCUGGCUCCCUCAAAGCCACAGUGGAAGAGAUCUUGUAUCAGUCCAAAAGGAAAAGGAUCAUAGAAAGCCAUGGGCAAGUGAAGCUUGGAAUGAUGCGUCACCUCUAUGUGGUGAUUGACUGUUCACAAAGUAUGGAAGACCAGGACUUAAAGCCAAACCGACUCACAUCUACUUUAAAGCUGAUGGAGGCUUUUGUUGACGAAUAUUUUGACCAAAAUCCCAUCAGCCAGGUGGGCAUUAUUACCACGAACAACAAAAGGGCUGAGAAGCUGACUGACCUGGCAGGGAAUCCAAAGAAGCACAUUGCUUCUCUGAAGAAAGCGGUGGACACUGUAUGUGCAGGAGAGCCAUCACUGUACAACUCUGUCAGUCUGGCUAUACAGACCCUCAAGCACAUGCCUGGACAUACGAGUCGGGAGAUCCUGAUAAUCCUCAGCAGCCUCACAACGUGUGAUCCAGCCAACAUAUAUGAGCUGAUCAAGACCCUGAAGUCUCUUAAGGUGCGGGUGUCAGUAAUUGGUCUGUCAGCUGAGGUCCGGGUUUGUACAGUGUUGACCAGGGAGACAGGCGGCACGUACCACGUUAUCCUGGACGAGAAUCAUUUCAAAGAACUGUUGAUGCUGCAUGUCAAACCUCCUCCAGCCAGCUCCUCCUCUGAAUGCUCUUUAAUACGCAUGGGUUUUCCUCAGCACACUAUUGCCUCUCUGUCUGACCAGGAUGCCAAGCCUUCAUUCAGCCAGUCUCAUCUGGAUAGUAGCAGUAGUCCGUGUUUGUCUCUGGGAGGUUACUUCUGUCCGCAGUGCCACGCCAAGUACACGGAGCUUCCUGUGGAGUGUAAAGUCUGUGGUUUGACCCUGGUGUCUGCCCCCCACCUGGCCAGAUCUUUCCAUCACCUUUUCCCUCUCCAGGCUUUUAUAGAGAGUCCUGUGGAGGAGUUCCACGGAGACAGGUUCUGUCAAGCAUGUCAAGGGGAUCUGAAAGAUAAAACUAUAUUCACCUGUCCAUCGUGCUGUAGUAUAUUCUGUGUGGAGUGCGAUCUCUUUGUCCAUACUUCACUGCACUGCUGCCCCUGCUGUGUUCACAAUCACACUGCUCCCUGAAGUUGAGAGGCAACUGUCUGACACAGACUACGACUACAGUCUUGGUGGUCAUGUAUUUGGGUUUGUAUUUUACUCAGACUUCCAGCAUUGACGAGUGGCUCAUUGUAUUAGUGUUGUCUACCGUUGAUAAGAUUGAAACAAUGCACAUUUGAAAGGUUUAGAAUUUGAAGAUUGAAAAUAUGUGUUCCAUUUCAUUGAUCCCUAUUGGUUUAGAGUGAAGCAGACUCAUUCUUACUUGUGAGACUUGUGAGAAAUGCGCUGCACUGUGUGCUAUAUAACCUGCAGUUAUAUAGCACACAGUCACCAGUUUACAUAUCUGAAAUACUUUAUGUGAAGUGUUUAAAUGCAGAUUUUUACUAAAGCUGUAACUGUGUCAUGACAGCUUUUUUUGUAUUUGUUGCAGUACAACCAUUUGUAUGUUGCAUAGUUUUGAUUUUGGGUGUUAAAGCCCCCUCACACCUAAUUUGUUUAACUUUAUAAGUUACAAUUAAAACCCACAACCAAAGGAUA
Molecule: messenger RNA, 1798 nt
Organism: Mugil cephalus (flathead mullet)
Lineage: Eukaryota; Metazoa; Chordata; Actinopteri; Mugiliformes; Mugilidae
Gene: gtf2h2
Product: general transcription factor IIH, polypeptide 2
Exons: 15
Coding region: 110-1288 (392 amino acids)
Biological process (GO): regulation of transcription by RNA polymerase II; DNA-templated transcription; nucleotide-excision repair
Cellular component (GO): transcription factor TFIIH holo complex; transcription factor TFIIH core complex
Molecular function (GO): zinc ion binding
Source: RefSeq, a predicted model, not a curated record